GAGGUAGACAUCUGUGGAGUUAUAACAAGACCAGACUCUCUGACGAUGGAGACCAUCAGUGUAUUGUUUGCCCUGACUGUUGCCGGUGGGUUGGUGUCCCUUGCUGAGGCCCACGGACGCCUGAUCCUACCCCCCUCUAGAAGCUCCAUGUGGCGGUUCGGGUUCCCCACCCCAAAGAAUUACCAAGAUAUGCAGUUGUGGUGCGGCGGCUCAUGGAACCAGUGGGGUCUAAAUGGAGGACGAUGUGGUGUAUGUGGAGACCCGUACCAACAGAAUCCCCGCGAGAACGAGGCUGGCGGGAAAUACGCCACCGGCAUCAUAUCCCGAUGCUACCGGUAUUUUCCCACCGGACAGAUAAUUGCCGUGCAGGUGGACCUCACGGUGAACCACCUUGGCUACUUUGAGUUCCGACUGUGUGAACACAACGACACCUCCACCCCGAUAUCACAAGCCUGUCUGGACGCCAACCUCCUCCAGUUCGCUGACGGCAGCACGCGACAUUACGUGAGAGAGCGGGACUACGGGGUGAUGACGUUAAACCUCCGUAUACCACCCACAGUGGUGUGUACUCAGUGUGUACUGCAGUGGAAGUAUCAUACAGGUAACAGCUGGGGUAGAGACAAGGGUGGGGAAGGCAUUGGUCACGGUCCCCAGGAGGAAUUCUACGGCUGUUCAGACAUCGCCAUCCUACCAAACUGUGAUGACGUCACAGGAAAAUCAGCCACUCCCCACUAAGGCCCUUUCAGGGACGACGCAAGCCAAGACAUAGUAUCUGUAAACUAUGAUCACUUUGUUGCUGGAAUUGGUUACAGGAUGGUCCCAAUGAAGGCAAACAUUUGAGUGGAGUUUUAUAGCAUGCGCAGACACCAUCUCUUUUAAGAGGGAAAGAAAGUGCAAUCAAAUUCAAGUUAUUCUGUCCUAUGUAUAUAACGGUAUUGCUGUAUAUUUGUGCUACACACACUUUAAAUCAAUCAAUUUGAUAGCUUAAAGGCUUUUCUAUAUUUCUAUAAGCUUAAAUUCAUCUUUUUGAUAAAUAACAGCCUUUAGUGUUUAAUUACAUACGAUAAUUGUUGAAAGUUGAACUUCCUUGAGCAAUUUAUCAAAGUUGAAAUCACGGAAACUUGGUCUUAGCUAAGCAUAGUAAUCCAAAAGUGUUCUACUUUUGUAUCGUGCAAUACCUUUUCUAUCACAUGAAAAUGAGAUACAAAAUACAUGCAAUUAUUAUCAGUAUAGUGAUUAUGUCAAUUAUUUACUUUUAAUCUUUAAUAAAGCGAUCUGCAUCUGU
Messenger RNA from Magallana angulata, 1285 nucleotides. RefSeq lists its product as uncharacterized. Lineage: Eukaryota; Metazoa; Mollusca; Bivalvia; Ostreida; Ostreidae. The transcript is spliced from 3 exons. The coding region runs from base 46 to 735 and encodes 229 amino acids. The record is from RefSeq and is a predicted model, not a curated record.